GCAUGUAAUAUCACCAAGCACCAAAAUACCAAAGCAGUACGUUAUGGACUUAAUAGCAAUUCUCAAGUUGAAUACUAUCGACUGGACCCACGAGAUACAGCUCAUCAUAUGUGCCUGUUUCCUUGCUAUUAUCAUUGUCAAAUCUAUCAUGAUCAUCAGCGACAAAUUAAUCUACUCCCCAGCGUACAAUUCCGCUGUAAAUAAUUUCGUUCCAUAUAUUUAUCAGCCGUCCCCGCGACUGAGAAAGGGUCCGGUUGGACUAUCUGCUUAGCGCUCGUCUAUCGCAUCGGCAUUAGUCUAAGAUAUUUACUUAAAUCGCCAACAAGAUGAGAGCAGAUGCAAGGGACAGCAGCUAGAAAAGGGCUAGGUCGUUUUCGAGGAAUAGAGUAUAUUAAUUUAACAGACUCUCUGAAACAGAGUGGCAUUUUUUGAUUCCUUUACGUCUAUAUAUGACUAAAGCUUUAUACCAGACGAGAAACAAGUGUUAGGUAUCAUUGAAAUACUUGACGUCCACCUUAUAUCACAUAUCAGUUAGAUAACGUAUUCUUAUUUCUACAUUUAAUAUAUGCACCGGUUGUAUAAGCCAGCAGUCGUUUCACAUCUUCUGAUGAUUCCUGAUAUCUGAUAGAUCU
Messenger RNA from Daldinia loculata, 632 nucleotides. RefSeq lists its product as uncharacterized. The transcript is spliced from 2 exons. NCBI's taxonomy places the organism in Eukaryota, Fungi, Ascomycota, Sordariomycetes, Xylariales, Hypoxylaceae. The record is from RefSeq and is a predicted model, not a curated record. Bases 44 to 271 code for a protein of 75 amino acids.